This is a messenger RNA of Arachis duranensis, 618 nucleotides long. RefSeq names its product protein FAR-RED IMPAIRED RESPONSE 1-like. Gene Ontology annotation, biological process: regulation of DNA-templated transcription. The transcript has 2 exons. The record is from RefSeq and is a predicted model, not a curated record. Bases 1 to 618 code for a protein of 205 amino acids. Lineage: Eukaryota; Viridiplantae; Streptophyta; Magnoliopsida; Fabales; Fabaceae.
AUGGCAGAAGCUAAUGCUAGUGAAAUGAACAACAUGAAGGAUGCAGGCGUUAGCACACCCCGUAUAUAUGCUAUGUUAGCUAAUCAAAAAGUAGAAGAUCCUUACCUCUAUUAUGAGCACAUAGUUGAUGUUAAAGGGGUAUUGCAAGCUCUAUUUUGGUGUGAUGGAAGAAGCCAAUUAGAUUAUGAAGUAUUUGGAGAUGUGCUUGCUUUUGAUGCGACAUAUAAGAAGAACAAGUUGUGUCCGGUAGUAGUGUUUUUCGGUGUGAAUAAUCACAACCAAACAGUGAUAUUUGGAAGUGCUUUAGUUACUGAUGAGAGUAAGGAGGUCUAUGUAUGGUUAUUACAACAACUAUUGACAGUUAUGAAGGAAAAAACACUUGUAUCUGUGAUUACAGAUGGUUUUCCAUCAAUAAAGUUUGCAAUUGAGGCGGUAUUCCCAAAUGCCCAUCAUAGAUUAUGUGCUUGGCACCUCAUUCAGAACGCUACAAGUAAUGUUGGAAACCCAAAAUUCACAUUUAUGUUUAAGAAGUGUAUGCUAAGAGAUUACAAGAUUAGUGUGUUUGAGCAGAAGUGGUUUGAAAUAGUUGAGGAGUUUGGUGUAGCGGAAAAGAAUUAG